UCAAACGAUUGCAUCCGGUCUUUAGGAGGAAUGGAAAGAGAGCAUGUGAUGUUACUUUUGGACGUUAUUAACAUCCAUUUAACAAGGGCAAACUCCAUCUUAACUCCUCCUCCACGUUUAUUCGAUUGGUUGAACAGUGCAAAAGAGAACCUCCCCGAUAGUUAUUUUCUCUCGUCAGGAUCAGAAAGUAAUAAACACCGCUCAGGCGUUUCUUUUAAGAAUGCUGAAUACUUUCCUUAUGUUGUGUUGUACGACAGUAGAUACGGCUGAACCUCAGACUGUUACACAAUACAACGGACCUUUCUUUUUCAGAUACUGAUUCUCGGCAGUUAAGGUCCAGUAUGGUGGAUCAAGGAUAUGUACAGGGCUGGCACCCAGCUGGAAAGGACCCCUCUCAGAGCCACCUGGGGGGAUCCUAGACCGCCAGCGACGACGGGUCUCUACGUUCCUCACUACGUUAUUUUCUACCCAAAGGCCUCGGUCACUCUCCCUUGCCCCUCUCUCAACCCUCUAGGUCUCAACCAACAGAUUUUAUACCAAAUCAUACCCCAAGCUCUUACUCUUAACUUCAGUCCACAGCCCAUAAACCUCCAGUCUAACUGACCAUGAGGGGACAGAAGGUGAGCAUGUUAUUGGGCUGUGCUCUCCUCUGUUCCGCCUCUCUCCUCUACCUGGGCCUGAGUGGCAUCGACUGCCCUCCCCCUGACCACGCCCACCGCCAUACCUGGGCAGAUGCCCACCUGGGCUCCACCAAUCAGAGCCAAGCAUCUCCCAUUUACUAUGGUGAGGACACACCCCUCAUUUUCAUAGGUGGGUUCCCUCGGAGCGGCACCACACUGAUGCGGGCCAUGCUGGAUGCCCACAAUGCAGUGCGUUGCGGGGAGGAGACACGGGUGAUCCCGCGUCUUCUUGCCAUGCGUGCCACCUGGAGUCGCUCGGCCAGAGAGCGGGUCAGACUGGACGAGGCCGGGGUCACUGACCAGGUGUUGGACUCAGCAGUGCGGGCGUUCUUACUGGAGGUAAUAAUAGGUCAUGGGGAGCCAGCAGCCAGGCUCUGUAACAAGGAUCCAUUUGCUCUGAAGUCUCUGUCCUACCUGGCCCGUAUUUUCCCCCAGGCAAAGUUUGUUCUCAUGCUACGGGAUGGAAGGGCUACCGUCCACUCCAUGAUCUCACGCAAGGUGACCAUCUCCGGUUUUGACCUGACUAGUUACAGGGACUGUCUAACUAAGUGGAGCCGUGCGGUGGAGGGCAUGUACUCCCAGUGCCAGGGAGCGCCUGAGGGCAGCUGUCUGCCUGUGCGCUACGAGCAGCUGGUACUGCACCCAGAGGUAGAGAUGAGGAAGCUGCUGAGCUUCCUGGGGUUGCCAUGGGACCCGGCCGUGCUACACCACGAAGACCUUAUUGGCAAGGCCGGCGGAGUGUCGCUGUCCAAAGUGGAGCGGUCCACAGACCAGGUUGUGAACCCUGUAAACACAGACGCCCUGUCUAAGUGGGUGGGUCACAUCCCCUCUGAUGUGCUGCGUGAGAUGGAUGACAUCGCCCCCAUGCUCGCCCGCCUCGGCUACGACCCCCUGGCAAACCCCCCAGACUACGCCCGGCCAGACCCCAUCAUAGCCCCCAACAACUACACACUGCUUCAGAGAACAGAAACCCUACAUCCCAGUUAGGUGGAGAAGGAGGUAAACACAAGGCACUUUGGACAUUCUAGAACCCUCUCCAGUUCCACAUUCCAUGCUCCUUUCCCAUUGGCUUCUCAGCCCACCAUCAACCCCACUAAAGAGGAUUCUAAACUGCAUCUGUGUUUUUGCAUAGGCCACCGUGACUGUUAGCCUAUGUUGUGUUAUUUGAGGGUAAUGGGGGCAUCAAAUAUGGAUCAGUUUAUUGCUCCACCAUUCUGUGGGACAGUGGGAUGCCACUGUGUGGGAACGCUGGUGCCUCUUCCCUUGACUCAUUCUCAGGAAAGUCCCCUGUCUGAAACUCUGCCUCCUCUCCCUCCACCUAGCCCUCCAUGUACCAAUACUGUUGCAGUGUAAUGUGAAUUUGUACCACAAUUGUUGAACCUGAUACCAUUUCUAUAUGCUUCUUAACUUCCUGUCACUCAUCCAAAAUCUGUGAACAUGUUUUUGGAAAGAUCUGUGAGAGUGUGUGUGUGUAUAUAUAUAUGUGUGUGUAAGUAGGCAUACAUUUAUAUUUUUCAAGAUGUCAUGUUUAUUUUCUUAAUAAAUUAUUUUGUUGGAGAAUUCAUUCAGUAUUAGUUUGUAGCUUGUUUUGUCAAAAUAAAUAAGGCAAAUCACUGUA
Messenger RNA from Oncorhynchus keta (chum salmon), 2298 nucleotides. It is a transcript of the gene tpst1l, whose product is annotated as tyrosylprotein sulfotransferase 1, like. Lineage: Eukaryota; Metazoa; Chordata; Actinopteri; Salmoniformes; Salmonidae. Gene Ontology annotation, biological process: peptidyl-tyrosine sulfation. Gene Ontology annotation, molecular function: protein-tyrosine sulfotransferase activity. The record is from RefSeq and is a predicted model, not a curated record. Bases 606 to 1667 code for a protein of 353 amino acids. The transcript is spliced from 7 exons. Gene Ontology annotation, cellular component: Golgi apparatus.